AUGAAGGCUUCUUCGGAAAUAUUGGCACUUGGCUACUCUAUCAUUAGUAUGAAUUCAGGAAAGUGGCAACCGGAUAUACAUCCAGAAGAUAAGUCUUCUUCGGCCUCACUCUUGGUGUCAAAUAGGAGGUCAGAAACAGAAUUAAACCUAGCCGGUAAUAUUGU
This is a messenger RNA of Ambispora gerdemannii, 164 nucleotides long. Lineage: Eukaryota; Fungi; Glomeromycota; Glomeromycetes; Archaeosporales; Ambisporaceae. The record is from the annotation of a GenBank genome assembly.